AUGGUAGCUGGUGGCGGUGCUAGCGUCAUAGAUGCUGAUACGGUUGGAGAUUUAGGCUACGCAUCAGAGCUCGGGAACUACGCAGAGUAUAGUGGAGCACCUAAUGAGGAAGAGGUGUUACAAUACGCUAGACUUGUCAUUGAUUGUGCUACUGCUGAUCCUGAUGGACGCAAACGAGCUCUUCUCAUUGGAGGGGGCAUUGCCAAUUUUACAGACGUCGCAGCUAUUUUCAACUGUAUCAUCCGCACUCUAAGAAAAAAGGAAACAAGACUGAAAUCAUCAAGAAUGCACAUUUACGUAAGAAGAGGUGGUCCUAAUUACCAGAAUGGUCUAGCUAGAAUGCGUGCUCUGGGAGAGGAACUCGGUGUUCCUCUAGAGGUAUAUGGACCAGAAGCAACGAUGACAGGAAUAUGCAAACGAGCCAUUGACUGCAUCAUGUUGCCUGAUGCAUAA
Molecule: messenger RNA, 453 nt
Organism: Brassica napus (rape)
Lineage: Eukaryota; Viridiplantae; Streptophyta; Magnoliopsida; Brassicales; Brassicaceae
Product: ATP-citrate synthase alpha chain protein 3-like
Exons: 5
Coding region: 1-453 (150 amino acids)
Source: RefSeq, a predicted model, not a curated record